UCCACAGUCCACAAGAAAAGAAGAUCGUGUGAUCGAAACGUACGUGGUUGUACGCCUCAAGAAUUAAUCGGCACCGUUAUUUCCCGAUGCAUGCUAGCGAAAAUAAGGAGUGGUGGUGACAUUUCCGAUCAUGUGGCGCGCACGUCAGGACGAGGACGACGAGAUUUGAGGAAGUUUUAGGGUGUGUUUGGUAGGUCGGUCCUGCUCAGAUUGUCUUUCCCGACGGAGACUUCCUCACCCUAUACAAGCUAAAGUCAGAUUUUACCGUGCGUUUGGUGGGUUGGGUGUGUUCACCCAUGCUGAGGCAAGAGGUUGUUUGGUGGUUGUAUGAGCUGAGAUCGUGUUGAGCCAAUAAAUUUUACACAAAAGUCCCUGAAUAGAAAAAUAAAAAGCAACCGGGUCCUUUGUUCAACCAAGCACCGCACUGUGCAAGCUCCGGCAAUGGCGGCUGCUUCGUGGCGGCCGUGGUGGCGCGUCGAGGCGAUGGUGGAUGGAGCCGGUCUGGCGGCGCGAGGAGUGGCGCUUGGUACGUGAUGUCCAUGGCGGCGCGAGGAGCCGGCCUUGGCGACGCUGGGCAGCUGCCGUCGGGGCGCGAGGAAGAGGGGCCUGGAGCCGGCGUGGCAGCGCGAGGAGGAGGGGCUUGGAGCCGUCUUGGCGGCAUGAGGCGGCGGCGCUUGGUGCUGGCCAUGGCGGUGCGAGGAGCUGGCCUGGUGGCGGCCACGACAUCGGAGGACGGGAGCGAGGAGAGCGGAUGCUCAAGACAGACGUGGGUGCGGGGGGAAAUGACCUGCUCGAGAGUCACGGGGUCGCGACCCGGGCUACCUCGCACAGUGUUUUGCGGGAUCAGCUCAUCCCGGAUGAGCAGCGAAGCUCGAUUUGAGCUUCGCUCUUCAUCCCGGCUCUGAGCCCUUUUCUGUAUCUGCUCGGCAGUGUGGAGAUGGCACGAGCCGACCUAACAAACAAAGAAUCUCCUUAAAAUCUCGGUUGGGAGGAGAAUUUCUGAGUAGCCCCGGGCUACCAAACACACCCUUACUGAAGCGUCUAACUCUCGUAAGAGGCUGUGAUAUAUAUGGUGUAUAUUUUUUUUUUUGAGGAAAGGAUCUGAUUCAUAAAUCAGGAAACUCAGUACAAAUUACAGCUAGGUCCAAAAAGAAACAAAGAACAACAAAAGAACCCAGAAAUUUGCACAAAGCACCCCGAGAAGCCUGAAGAAAACACAAUCAGAUCCAGCACUUGCCCCAAACACCUAGGCGACGGCGGCGCCGCCGUACCUCUUGCCGCCGGGAAGAAGAUGCCGCCACAACAUGUAGAUGGCCGCAGGAGCUGUCCGCCUCUGAAGGACGGAUCCGAGCGUCGCUGAACAAGCACGGCCACAGCAGCCGCCCCCCGCCACCACCCAUCUUCCAGCCGGCACCGCGCCGCCUAGGUCCACCACCACGAGCCCCGCACCACCUCCGGACGCAGCUCCCCUCGCCACCAAGGCCGGCCGGAGCUGAAACGUCGACGAAGAAGACCACCAGACCCACCAGCACCCAAAAGGGAACGCCGACCUCCACCUGCUCCGCUCCUCGCCACCAAGGCCGGCCGGCGGAGCAGAGACGGAGAUCCACGCCCGACGAACCUCCACGACCUCCCCGGCGCCGAGGCCGGAACGGGGAAAGAUGGUGUAUAUUGAUUGCUGGGCGCAGAUAUUUACAAGGUCUGGUUUACAACUAGGCCACACAACCAGUGAUUUUGAUUACGUAACAACCAGUUGAAUAUAAUUGCGUUUCUUUCAUCAGAUUGGUCUUAUGGUUAAACUGGCUAGAGGAUGCAAUUUCAUAUGGUAUGAGAGCUACAAGGUCAUGGAUUCAAAUCCUAGACAAUGCAGUAUUUAAAACAAAUAUUUGUGGCUUCUCUAAAAAGAAUCCAAAAAUACAUGGCUAAGACCUGUGCGAGAUCUAAAAAUAAAGGCUCACCGGCAUAAACAUGGGGAGGUGUUAAAUAUAACUAGAUGAAACCCCGCGCGCUGUGAACAUGUGAGGAACCUCUCUUGAAAAACAUUCUCCCCUAUUAGUCAAUGCAGCAUGUGAAAAAAGUACUCACAUAACUGCAAUUAUAUGAAAUAUUGCAUACUGUAAUCAAAUGUCCCGUAAAGAAGACUAAUUUGGUCACAUGUUCGAAGCUAAGUCUUAAGAGAAACUACUUAUGAUUGCUAUUAUCUCAAGAUGUGUUCAAGUGCACAUUGUGUACUUAAGAACUCCAAAGAGUUGUUAUUGAACUAUGUAAGGGCUGAAUAUCCGACACUCAAACUUAGAUACUGUACUGUUGUUCAUAAUAGAAUAAAGAUUCUAGCAAAGAGAGACCAAAAAGAAUGUUAAGUGUUCAACUAAAACCCCCGCAAAAGAAAUGCUGAAGUGAAACAUCCUUGAAAGGUUUCACUGAACGGCAGAAAGCUUUCACUGAGCAUCUCUAUGGUGGCCAGUCGUCGUUGCCUGAUGUGUCGGCUGCCUCUGAGCGCGAGGGUAUGGACAUGAUCGUGGUUGAGACGCUUGACCUUGAGAAGGAUGGUGAUGUCGACUCGUCAGUUUCGCUCUCGCCUGGGUUCGGUAGGCAGGCAGGCAGGUGGUUACUAUAGGUGAAUGGGUUGCUAAGUUAGGGGUGUUGACACCUGUGCCCGAAGAUGUUGUUGCGAGAGAGAUUUGCGUUUUCCUUGCCACCUUGGCUGCUUCCUACCCUAGGUGUGAUAGUCCAAGAUCAGCCUUUAGGAAUGACAAAUCUAACGACUGUCGAAACAAGAAGACGGGUGCUACAGCAAAGGCAUCUGCAGUGGCUUGAUGGUUGCCCCCUUUGCCCGUGUCUGUCCUUAUCGGCGCGGUGUAGGUGUGUCAUGUCUGGAGUGUUUGUUCAACCAGACUAGGGUUUACAAGAGUCCUAGUAGAAUUCGUAGUUGAUGCGGGUCCAGCUUGUUGAGUCCUUGCGCUGGUCCAUCUUCAUAAUCUACACCGGGUAUAGCAAUGUCGGGUACUCGAAGGGUUAUGCCCACAUCACCAUCUUCAAGAGGGAUCAAUGCAUAAACCUUGCCAGGCCUACCAUCGAUGACACCAUGACGCCAGACGGCAUCACUGCCAUGCGCGAGUCAAUCAUCCUGCGUUCUUUGUUGAUAUCCCAAUGCACGAUGCUGCCGGGACUCGUAGAUGACACGUUGCUCCACCUUGGUCCCCACGCGAGAAACAUGCGGAGACUAGCGCAUAGCCACCAAGCUGUCCACACGUCCGUCCAACUGAUGAAUGGCUCCAAAGAUGAUGCCCCCCAAGGGGGUAACAACGCGUACGUCGCCAUCAUCCGGUCUAGGAGACCUCCAUAACGCCUCCAACGAGGGCUACGACAUCCACGGACAUCACCGUCAAUGGUGGCCUCCCCCGGGUCUGACCUGGAAACAAUGGAGCGAGAGACGUCCCCACCAACGCCUCCACCGAGGAAUAUGACAGACACGUCCGCUGCCGUGGAUGGUUGCAUCCUCACCCACUUCAGUAGAUGUACCAGCGUCUCCCCCUCACCAUGGAAGGUGGAGGUCACAUCGUUGCUUGACCGGCACCAUGGCCACGCACAUGCAAUCCUAAAGCUCUGUGUGGGAUCCCAGGAUCCCCCACCCAUGGCCCAACCCCCCCACCCACUGAUAGAGAAGGACGUCACCGCCAUGUUGGGAGCCGCCGCCCCAGCGUCCAUGUGGAAAGGGUGGCACAUCGAUCUCCACCUAGUAGGCCGACAAGCACACUGGCACGCCGGUGUGACCCUUCAGGCCCGACGGGACAAGAUCGGGCCCAGCACCAUGCCGUCACUGCUGACCAACUGCCACCGUAGCAGAUAUGCUAUCGCUAACCACAACCAUCGUUGGAGUCGAAGCGGGCGCCAUUCUCCAUCCCCAUGGUUGUGCCCUGGCCGGCACCUCGCCGCCGCCGUGUCGCGUUGGCUUUGCCCGGCCACACCGGAGCCUGAGUGGUGGAGAGAGGGAGUUGCCCCGGGGCGGUGCGGCACCGCCGCCCGAGGGUUAGUGUUGAGAGGGGCCGCGCCGCCUAGGGGUUAGGGUUGAGAGGGGUUGAGUUUGUGCACACUUGCGUAAAUUAUGUAAGGUUCUUUUCCUAUAGCGUGAGCAGGUUCAUACACCACCACCACAUGCCACUGUAAUUCUUUUUGAGAGAAACCACGCAACAUAUAUUAACCAAACCCAGUACAACACACGCGGCAUCUAGAAGAAACUAGAGGACACAGGACCGAGAACAUUUGCAGAAAAAACCCCCAACAAAAGAAAUUUGCACAAAAGGGCCUAGAGGUCCCUGCAAACACCAUCUUCUUCCUCCAUCGCCGGAUCCGAUCCAGCACCUCGCCAUCGCAGGCUUUGUGGGUCACACGGGAAGCUCCUCGCAAAGAGGAGCGAAGAAAUCCGCUGUCGCGCAUCGACCGGGGCUCAUCCCCAUGCUGCAGGUCGGAUCCCAAAUCCGCCGCUCCACACCGAUCAAAUCGGGUGAGAACGACCGAUCCUCCAGCAUCCCGGGCCGCCAACCUGCUCUCGAGCCAUCAUCCUCACCGAACGGUCGCCGGCGCCACCAACGGAAGCAGCCACCAACCGUCUUCCUCCCUCCUGAACAGGGACUCCAGGCUUCGCGCCGGCGCCGGAGGGCACGCCAUCGGGACGGGGUCGAAGCCAGAGAACAAAAGGCCAACAAAGCUGCCGCCGCCACCUCCUCACCGACAGCUUCAAGGCAUCGUACUCUUGCCAUCCGGGGUUGGCAAGAACCAAAGCUCACGAGCUCCUCGGCGAAUCCGAGAUGGGGCUGGAGCCGGAGCACACUUAUUGGAUGGAGCCGCGCCGUCGCCGCCACCAAAACGCCGCCGCCACCAAACCCUAGAUCUACCCUAUCUACACACCGGACCAAGAACCCCGGGGUUCCCCAUCCCUCCCGCGGCCGGAGCGGCCGGCGGAGGGACGAGGAACCCGCAGGCUUGCCGGCGGAGGGAGGGAGAAGACUGGUCGCCGCCCUCUUCGCCUUUCUCUGGAGUUAGGAGAAGGAGGGGGAAAGUGGACAGAGGUUUCCCGUAGAAAUGCAACCUGAAAUGUCAGGUAGAGCCCAUGCCACUGUAAUUCGGAAAUAUUAUCUGGCAGACAGCAUAUAUGAGCCUGCUCCUGCUAGCGCUAUUUUCCUCUGCUUAAUUUUAUUCUGAUAGCUCCAGAGUAAAUUUGACAUUCGACUCUCUAAUGAACUUCUGCUUAUCAGGACGGGGCAGACCACUACGUACGGUUCCUGUCUGCAAGAAAAGACCACGAGGAAGGACUCCGUAGUGGUAUGUAUACACAGGGGAAACGUGCACGCACCUAGUGGACCUGCAUUGGUAGUUUUACACAACCCACCGCCUCCGCUAGUACGUCCUGAUUCCGAUCACAACUCUUGGCGAAUCCACCGUUUUUUAUCGUUCCCGCAGGCAGGCGGCCAGCACUCAAACCCUAGCCCCGCAAAUCCGUCUCUGCCGAUCCACGGCCAUGGCGGACUGGAUGAUGCUCGACCGCUUCGUGUUCCGCAGGGACGACGAUCCGUCCUUCCAUGACGACGAGGCCGCGCUCUGUGCCCGCGGCACUACUUCCCAGGGCGACACCUUCCGCGUCGCCUUCCGCAUCGUCGAUCCGCCAUGCGUCUCGCGCCUCUACCUGCAGUGGCCAGGCGUCCCAAAGGAAGGUUCUUCGUGCGAUCUCGUGGCGGCGCACCGCAACCUCCUCCUACUUAGGCUCACCUCCGGCCCCAUGGACAAGGACGGGUCCCUGGUUCACCCGCAGGAUUACUUCCUCUGCGAAGGACGACGACCCUCCUCCUUGCCGGACCAGCCGCCCCUGAACCUCCACCGGAUCCCCGUCUGCACCAUACCGUUGGUUUUCCAUCUCGAUCAUGGGAAGGAGAGAACCGCGCCGCGCCCGUUCGAUCUUCACGCGGUGGGUAUCCUCAGCCACGGCGAGGACUUCGCCAUCGCACAGCUGAGCGUAACUAAACCCCAUCGGCCUGGCAGGGUAGCAGCUGACCUCUGCGUGCUCCGCUCCAACGUCAACAGUUCCGAUCACAGCUGGAAGGUCGAGGAGCAUCUACCCAUCACUUACGAUCGCGUCGAACUGUAUCAGUUGGAACGGUGGAGAACCGACAUCGUCGUCCCGUUCGAGAAGCUGCUUUGCUGGGUCAACUACAGCCUAGGAGCCAUUCUUUUCUGCGAGAUCCUCGAACAAAGGCCUGCCAUCACAUAUCUUGCGUUACCUGCUCGCGGCAAACCUGGUGAAUCAGAUCCGCAUCAUACGCAUGACCAAGUCAAGUGCCGUUGCUGCUGUGUGUGCACCACCCAAGACGGCCACGAGCUUAUGUACAUCAACAUUGGACAUGAGGGUACAAAUCUUGUUGGUCCGUUGACUGCUACUACUGGUUUCACAGGACAUAUUUUGAGGAAGGAAGAGAGCGGUCGCAUGGAGUGGGACAAGAUUUUCGCCAUUAGAUCUAAUCAACUCUGGUUUGCUGACGACUUCCCACGGGAACCUCUGAUUUUUCCUCUUGCGAAUGUGGUCAAGCCAGAUGUGAUAUACUUUCUCAUGUCCGAGGAGGCAAUGUGUGGAGUUAACAAGGUUUAUGUGGUUUCUUUUGAUAUCAAUGCCAACGCAGUGCUGAUUCUUCCAUAUAUUACAGACGACCUAGAGGGUAAAGAUGCGGACUUUGUCCAGCAAAAGUCCUAUCUACUCGACCCAUUUAUCCCUUCCGAGCUUCCAAGGUUUUUGGGGAAUAUUUCCUCGGAGCAUAGUAUGACGCAACACUAGAUAAAAGCGAGAAGAACACUACUAGAAGAGGAUCAGGAAAACAACAAGUCUCAGUUGCUUCAGAAUCUUACUGUUCACAGUUCUUGUUAUCUAAGGUUGACAAUUAGUAUGUGAUGCAUUAAUUUGUAAGAAAACAUAUAAAAGUUCAACAUUAUCAUACACAUCGUUUGAAAAAUCUAUUCAAUACUAUUUUCAUGUGAUCAAUUCAAACAUUUGAAAUAGAAUAUUUUUAAAUGUAAUAUACUGAAAAUUCAGUCCCAAAAUUCACAUCAUAGAUAUCUACUAGUUGGGUAUACAGGUAACGAAAAACCCACUCUUCAAUAAGAUGCAUGACAGAUCCUUACAUGUUGUCCUUCCCCUAGGUUGUUCACUUGUUUCACUCAGAUUCUCAAUAAUCUUUACUAUUAGUUUGCAAUGGGUGGUGUCCGUACGUGAAAAAACCAUGGUACGUAAAAAAAAAACCAGAUCGGAUCUGUCCGUGUUACCGUAGAUCGAUAGGAAAAAUUGGUUCAUAAAAAAAGACAGAUCCGAUCCGUCCGUGUUACCUUAGAUUGAUGGAAAAAAUCGGUUGUUCCGUUGCCUCAUACGCGAAAAACCGGACCCACUGCACGCAGUAGUCACCCA
Messenger RNA from Lolium perenne, 7447 nucleotides. The record is from RefSeq and is a predicted model, not a curated record. NCBI's taxonomy places the organism in Eukaryota, Viridiplantae, Streptophyta, Magnoliopsida, Poales, Poaceae.